AAGGAGACAAAGGAUUUUCAAACCAAAUUUUUUUUAAAAUAAAAUUAAGGGCCCAUAGCCAUCAUCACACCGUUCCCCACCACUAUUUGCCAUUUUCAAAUUACACUGUUUAUUUUUUUUUUGUUCUUAAUUUGACAGCUUAAGAAGAGAAAAAAGGAAUCAAUCAAUCUUGAGUGAGAAAGAGAAACCAGAUGCUGACUGAAUAGAUUUGCUUUCACUAUACUUAAGAUUAGCAAAAAGUAAAAAAGCAUAGAAUUUUGCAAUUGAAUCCCAACCCUCUUCUGAGAUUCAACUGAAUUUCAUUCUCUUGGAAAUUUCUCACGUGCUGGAUCAUGUUGGGACACUGUUUAUGAAUAGUUUUUGUGAUACGAGGAUUAGAAGAAUACUGGGAUGAUUUGGAGAUUGUCUUUUGUGGCCUGAUCUUACGUUGGCUCUACUGAUCAUAAUAAGUUGAGAGGCCCUUUGAUACUUAUAACAGUUUUACUGAGUUUAUGUUUGAAUGUUGAAGCGCUUUGUUUUGGUGGUUGAUGAUGGUUUCAGUGAAAAUUCGAUGUUGCAUUUGUUGGUGCAUUUUAUUGCGAUAUCUUGUAACGUGUGUGAUCUCUCAUAGCACGGAGUUGAACAAAAGUGACUCCCUUAUGUUAGGGGAAGGAUUAAAUCAUCCUCAUUCGGGAUCAUUUUUAAGUGAUGGAACUCAAACCAGUGCCAGUAGUCGACCUGAAGAAUUGAGAUUUUCUAGCCAGACAGCUGAUUUUGCUUCUUGCGAGGACUUGGAGGGUGUUGGAUCAUUUAAUUCUACAUGUUUGCUCAGUUCAAACCUGCAUAUAAAUGCUGACAUUUAUGUCGUUGGCUCCGGGAACUUGGAGAUACUUCCUCAUGUAUCAAUUGUUUGUCCAGUAGAAGGCUGUACAAUAAGUUUCAAGUUAUCAGGCUCUGUUAAAGUUGGUCAAAAUGCGACUAUAGUUUCUGGCACUGUUAUUUUUUCUGCUUUCAAUCUGACUAUGGAACCUAAUUCUUCUAUAAAUACGACAGCCUGGGGGGGAACACCGCCUUCUCAGACUAGUGGGACACCAGUUGGCAAUGAUGGAGCUGGUGGAGGGCAUGGUGGCCGUGGUGCUUCCUGUCUGAAAACAAAUCAAACAAAUAAUUGGGGUGGUGAUGCCUAUUCGUGGACAACUUUAUCUAGUCCAUGGGCUUAUGGUAGCAAGGGUGGUGGCACGUCUGAUAUACACGAAUAUGGGGGAAAUGGGGGCGGACGUGUUUUGCUUGAUGUAAAGGAUAUUCUUUAUAUAAAUGGAUCUGUGUCUGCAGAAGGUGGAGAUGGAGGAUCACUGGGGGGCGGGGGAUCUGGUGGAAGCAUCAUUAUUCAAGCUCAGAAGCUGAAGGGAUUUGGUAUCAUAAGUGCAGCUGGUGGGAGGGGAUGGGGUGGAGGUGGAGGCGGAAGGAUCUCUUUGAACUGUUACAGCAAGCAAGAAGAUGUGAAGGUCAUCGUGCAUGGUGGAUGGAGUAUUGGCUGUUCUUGGAAUGCUGGAGCAGCAGGUACUUACUUCGAUGCAUAUGUACUGAGUUUACGAGUUGGCAAUGACAAUAUAACAACAGAAACAGAAACUCCUUUGCUGUAUUUCUCUACUAGUCCAUUGUGGACAAAUAUCUAUGUGGAGAACAACGCUAAAGUUCUAGUGCCUCUGUUUUGGACAAGAGUUCAGGUGAGAGGCCAAAUAAGUUUGUAUUGUCGAAGCAGUAUCAUCUUUGGAUUGUCUGAGUAUCCAGUCUCAGAGUUUGAACUUGUUGCAGAGGAACUUCUAAUGAGUGAUUCCGUGAUACAGGUUUAUGGUGCAUUUAGAGUAGCUGUCAAAAUGUUACUCAUGUUAAACUCCCAAAUCCAAGUUGAUGGUGGUGGAAACACUGUUGUUGCUACCUCUGUUCUUGAAGUCAGGAAUCUUGUUGUUCUUAAGGACCACUCUGUCAUCAGUUCAAAUGGAAACCUGGCUCUAUAUGGACAAGGACUUCUACAGCUGACCGGUCAGGGUGAUGCAAUUAAAGGCCAGAGACUUUCUUUGUCACUAUUUUAUAACAUUACCGUGGGUCCAGGAUCUUUACUUCAAGCUCCCUUGGAUGAUGAAGAGAGUAGAAGCUCGAUAACUAAAUCUCUUUGUGAGAGUUCAACAUGCCCGGUGGAAUUGAUAACUCCACCAGAUGAUUGCCAUGUUAAUUACACACUGUCCUUUUCACUGCAGGUCUGUCGUGUUGAGGAUAUUUUGGUGAAUGGAGUUAUGAGGGGAAGUAUUGUUCACAUCCACAGGGCAAGGACUGUUAUUGUGGAUUCUGAUGGCAUGAUAACUGCAUCAGAAUUAGGUUGCAGGAAUGGUGUUGGCAGGGGAAAUUACUCAAAUGGAGCUGGUGCUGGUGCUGGACAUGGAGGAAGAGGGGGGUCUGGAUUUUUUAGUGGGAAGCUGAGUGAAGGCGGUCCCAGAUAUGGAAGUGCUGAUCUUCCUUGCGAGUUAGGUAGUGGAACAGCAGGACCAAAUGAGUCAUAUGGAUAUGUGGCUGGUGGCGGAAUGAUAGGUUAGCAUUUAAGCUAACUCU
Messenger RNA from Olea europaea var. sylvestris, 2586 nucleotides. RefSeq lists its product as uncharacterized. The transcript has 11 exons. The coding region runs from base 528 to 2570 and encodes 680 amino acids. The record is from RefSeq and is a predicted model, not a curated record. Lineage: Eukaryota; Viridiplantae; Streptophyta; Magnoliopsida; Lamiales; Oleaceae.